AUGACAGCCGGGACGGUGGUCAUCACCGGGGGCAUCUUGGCGACUGUGAUUCUGCUCUGCAUUAUUGCGGUUCUGUGCUACUGCCGGCUUCAGUACUACUGCUGUAAGAAGGACGAGUCGGAGGAGGACGAGGAGGAGCCAGACUUCGCCGUGCACUCGAGCCUGCCGCCGCUGCACUCCAACCGGAACCUGGUGCUGAGCAACGGGCCGGCGCUCUGCCCAGCCGCCGCCUUCAGCCAGAGGUCCCCACCAGCCCGCGCCCUCUGCCGCAGCUGCUCCCGCUCCGAGCCGCCCGCCUUCUUCCUGCAGGAGCCGGAGGACGAGGGCAUCAGCAACGGGGGGGAGCACGUGGCCUACAGGAGCAUCAGCCAGGAGGACGUGGGGCCGCCGCCCGGGGGCUUUGGGGGGCUGCAGGCGCUCAACCCCAACCGCCUGUCGGCCAUGCGAGAGGCCUUCUCCCGCAGCCGCAGCGUCAGCACCGACGUCUGA
Messenger RNA from Budorcas taxicolor (takin), 489 nucleotides. RefSeq names its product family with sequence similarity 163 member B (gene FAM163B). The transcript has 2 exons. NCBI's taxonomy places the organism in Eukaryota, Metazoa, Chordata, Mammalia, Artiodactyla, Bovidae. The coding region runs from base 1 to 489 and encodes 162 amino acids. The record is from RefSeq and is a predicted model, not a curated record.